This is a messenger RNA of Closterium sp. Yama58-4, 1281 nucleotides long. The record is from the annotation of a GenBank genome assembly. NCBI's taxonomy places the organism in Eukaryota, Viridiplantae, Streptophyta, Zygnematophyceae, Desmidiales, Closteriaceae.
AUGCUCGCCUCCAAAGCCUCUGGCAGCUGGCGUGGGAAGGGGGGGGGGAUAGAAUCAGACGGAGGGGAGGGAGAUACGUUUGAGUCGAAUCCAGCAAGCUGGAGACCAGAGCCACCUCUCCCGGCAGCAUCAGGCGAAUGCUCGCCUCCAAAGCCUCUGGCAGCUGGCGCCCUGCCGUUCGACUCACUCUGCCCUCCCACCCUUCCUCCCCUCCCACCCUUCCUCCCCUCCCACCCUUCCUCCCCUCCCACCCUUCCUCCCCUCCCACCCUUCCUCCCCUCCCACCCUUCCUCCCCUCCCACCCUUCCUCCCCUCCCACCCUUCCUCCCCUCCCACCCUUCCUCCCCUCCCACCCUUCCUCCCCUCCCACCCUUCCUCCCCUCCCACCCUUCCUCCCCUCCCACCCUUCCUCCCCUCCCACCCUUCCUCCCCUCCCACCCUUCCUCCCCUCCCACCCUUCCUCCCCUCCCACCCUUCCUCCCCUCCCACCCUUCCUCCCCUCCCACCCUUCCUCCCCUCCCACCCUUCCUCCCCUCCCACCCUUCCUCCCCUCCCACCCUUCCUCCCCUCCCACCCUUCCUCCCCUCCCACCCUUCCUCCCCUCCCACCCUUCCUCCCCUCCCACCCUUCCUCCCCUCCCACCCUUCCUCCCCUCCCACCCUUCCUCCCCUCCCACCCUUCCUCCCCUCCCACCCUUCCUCCCCUCCCACCCUUCCUCCCCUCCCACCCUUCCUCCCCUCCCACCCUUCCUCCCCUCCCACCCUUCCUCCCCUCCCACCCUUCCUCCCCUCCCACCCUUCCUCCCCUCCCACCCUUCCUCCCCUCCCACCCUUCCUCCCCUCCCACCCUUCCUCCCCUCCCACCCUUCCUCCCCUCCCACCCUUCCUCCCCUCCCACCCUUCCUCCCCUCCCACCCUUCCUCCCCUCCCACCCUUCCUCCCCUCCCACCCUUCCUCCCCUCCCACCCUUCCUCCCCUCCCACCCUUCCUCCCCUCCCACCCUUCCUCCCCUCCCACCCUUCCUCCCCUCCCACCCUUCCUCCCCUCCCACCCUUCCUCCCCUCCCACCCUUCCUCCCCUCCCACCCUUCCUCCCCUCCCACCCUUCCUCCCUCCCACCCUUCCUCCCCCCUCCUCCCCUCCCACCCUUCCUCCCCCCACCCUUCCUCCCCUCCCACCCUUCCUCCCCUCCCACCCUCCUCCCCUCCCACUCACCCGCCCCUCCCCUGUGCCGAUCUGCACUGGUUGCCCCUCGCCCUCCUCGCCUUUCCGUGUGUCCAUGA